GGAGACUUGUAAGAUGUCUCUCUGAAUAAAGACGUCAAAGUGCGAAGCGACUUCUUGAGCAUCCAGGCGGAGCGCUAGGGAAUGGGAGGAAUGCCUGCCCAAAUACCAGGACUGGAGAAUAUGGAUGAAGAUCGAUUAAUUGACGACGUUUUGGAUAGAUCUGUUAAAUGUCAUGAGCAAACAUAUGAAGAAUUUCUGAGCACUUUUACUCAUCUUUCAAAAGAGGAUAAUGGGACCCAAAAAGGAGCAGUUGGAACUGAUUCUUCAGAAAAUGCAUUUACCUCAAUAGAACUGACUCCGAUAAUGGAACAAAGUGCCCUUCAUCUCAGAAACAAAGCUGUCUCUCUUCACCCGUCAUCACAAAGUCCCGAGGAAGAGCAGAUCUUGCUGGACGAAGGCCAAAAAGCUGGCAGUUCUUGCCAAGGUGAACUGAAUCGUCCAGGGAAGGUGAAGGUAGACAGCUUCCUAGAUUUAGAAGACUUGGACAUGGAUGAAGAUACUCAGCCCCAGAUGAGCAGGGAUUUGCUGCUGCUUCCAGGAGAAGUGGAGCAGGACUUGGGCCCCCGCGCUCCUUCUUACAUUCCUUCCACAAACCAGCUUGUUACCCCUGAGGUGCAACCAAGGCCCACCGCCUGCAGAGCCGGCACACCCAUGGAAGAGCUUCUUGGAGAUGAGGUUCAGCCCUUCUCGCUUGAUGAAGAAUUUGAUUACGACAGUGUCACCCUAACCCCCAAGUUCACUGCUGCAGAAAUGGACACCAUCAAAGAGCGGUCCCAGCAAAAGAGUGAGAACACCAGCCCAGACUUGGAGCAGCCCGCAGACUGACCACCUGAGCCAUCUCUGCGUUUGUUUGUAUUGGGAUCUUACUCGAGAAGAAUGAGAGUAAACAGACACCUGUGA
Molecule: messenger RNA, 900 nt
Organism: Echinops telfairi (small Madagascar hedgehog)
Lineage: Eukaryota; Metazoa; Chordata; Mammalia; Afrosoricida; Tenrecidae
Gene: IFTAP
Product: intraflagellar transport associated protein
Exons: 7
Coding region: 82-825 (247 amino acids)
Biological process (GO): spermatogenesis; acrosome reaction
Cellular component (GO): cytosol; 9+0 non-motile cilium
Molecular function (GO): intraciliary transport particle A binding
Source: RefSeq, a predicted model, not a curated record